This is a messenger RNA of Histoplasma mississippiense, 2556 nucleotides long. RefSeq lists its product with no specific name. Lineage: Eukaryota; Fungi; Ascomycota; Eurotiomycetes; Onygenales; Ajellomycetaceae. Gene Ontology annotation, molecular function: protein kinase activity. The record is from RefSeq and is a predicted model, not a curated record. The transcript has 4 exons. Gene Ontology annotation, biological process: protein phosphorylation. Bases 1 to 2556 code for a protein of 851 amino acids.
AUGGCGGGGCUUUCACAAGAAGAUCGCAACAUUAUCAAGAACCAUCCUCUAACCAACUUAGUUGACCGUUUACAAGACACGCUUCAGGAAGUUGAAAGAAUAUAUGAGUCGCGUCUAAUUUCCUACAAUGGCGCCGUUGAUAGCCUUGACCAACUGUUUCAAAAUGUGAUUUCAAAACUUGUCUAUACAUUACAGGGAGAGGGUGCAGCCUACAGCCUUCCGUCGCGGAUAAAUGAUGGAAAUAUGGCGUCUGAUCUAGCACAAUUAUUCGAGCGCCUUCAAAAGGCAAAAGGAAGCUUCAGGUACGACGACUAUCAUCCACUGGUGCACCUGAUUAUUCAAAGACCUUCCACUGAAUCCCAGAAUGCCGAACCCUGGAACUUCGAUGUCUGGAAAGCUGUAUUUACCCUCAUUGACACCCUCCCUCAACGAACAACUCCUCCGGCGAGCGUCCCCCCAUCCUUUGACGGCACCCCAGUCAAAUCCACCUCAUCAUCACAGAAAGGUUCCGAGCAGACACUUGAGUUGGUGAAUCCAAGAAUCUUUGAGGAGAUACAUGGCUGCACAUUUCGAAAUGUUGAGGGCUUCUUUGAGAAAUAUUUUGAGGAGAAGAACUGGAGCUGCAAAGCAGAUGCCAUCUGUCGACGCGUGCUGGCUCCAAUCAGCGAUGGUAAUUGGGCCCAGUUUCCCGAUCCUCCUACACAGAACAAUGUCCUCACCUGGUGGUUUCGUCUUCAAGAAGACCUUCUCUCGGAAUCACGCAGCAUCUACUACACCACAGCGAGCAAAGCGGAUCUUACUGGUUCAAAGGCAGAACGGCAAGUCGACCUUCUUUUGCGAGCUAGAGGUGGUACCCCCUCGCGAAACAAACACGACUGGAGAGACAUUCUGGUAGUUGGCGAGCUCAAAAAAUCCAUGGAGGAGAUCAAGACCAAGGACACUCUGCUUCAGAUGAGCUGCUACGUGCGCGAGGUCUUUACCGCCCAGCCCACCCGGCGGUUCAUCCACGCGUUCGCCGUCUGCGGGACCAAGAUGGAGGCAUGGGUGUUUGACCGUUCGGGUCCCUAUAGCUCCGGCGUCAUCGAUGUCUACGAGGACUCAAGACGGUUCUUUCAGGUGCUUGUUGGCUACACCAUGAUGAGUGAUGAGGAACUAGGACUGGAUAGUUUUAUUGCUAGGGAUGAAGACGGCAACAAAUCAAUAACCAUCAAAGGGCCUGGAACCUUAGAUGGAAAAGUGCUGCGGCUGGGUGAAAUACUUUCCUUUCAACAUGCCAUUGUGUGUCGCGGGACCACGUGUUUUCUCACAAAUGAUGGACAAGGUGUAGCUAAAUUCUCGUGGGUGUCGGACAAGCGGCGGCCGGAGGUGGAACUCCUCGAGCUAGCAUGUCAAAAGAAUGUCCAAGGAGUCGCAAGGAUCAUCGGUCACUGUACCAUCACCAGCAUCGCUGACAUGCGCUGCGGCCUGACGUUCGACAAGCGCCACCACUUCAAAAGUGCACCCCCCAGUGCAGCCUCCUCGUUUCAUCAAUCUCAGCCGCUCAUCGAGCCGCGCCGCUUAGAUAUCCGUCGAAAGUCAUCUUCCAGGAAACGCAGAUCCCUGGAUAAGGGGAUGCAGGCAUUCAAACGAUCGCGUUCCACCAAUCAGCCAUCAAGAGACACCCAGGAGGAAAAUGAACUAGCUUUCUCCAUUCAGUCAGCGCACAAACCGAGUCUCUUCGACAAGAAUGGUGAGGAACCGUACGACAACCGUGUCCUCCGGUGUCUCGUGAUCUCGCCCGCUGGCCGGCCGAUCUAUGACUACAGGUCACCGUUGGAGCUUCUCACAGCGCUGCGCGAUGCAAUAAAGGCGCACCGGUCUCUUUACCUGGAUGGGAACAUCCUUCAUCGGGAUAUUUCGGAGAACAAUAUAAUAAUAACCGAUCCAGGCAAGGCGGACGGUCACUCGGGCAUGCUAAUCGAUUUGGAUCUUGCCAAAGAGGUUGGGAGUGGGAGAAGUGGCGCGCGGCACCAGACUGGCACGAUGGAAUUCAUGGCGAUUGAGGUGCUACUUAAUAUCGAUCAUACCUAUCGGCAUGAUCUCGAGUCGUUCUUCUAUGUGCUUAUCUGGCAAUGUGCCCGUCAUGGUUGGGAAAAAUUAAAUGAGCUACAGGGACACGGACAGGACCCGCCCAAAGACAGCAUGCUGAGAGAAUGGUAUACUGGAACUUAUAAGAAAAUUGCAACUUAUAAAAGAGGUAACAUGGAAGCUGGCGGAUUUGAGUAUCUUUUGCAGGAGUUUCCGCCGGAUUUCGAGUGCUCCCUGCAAGCUGGCAACGGUGCUCCGCUGAACUGUGGAAGGCGACGAGUGAGCGGUGAAGCAUCUCUUAUAUUCAAAAUUAUUGAGGUGCAAAGUUUGGACUUAAUUAGUAUCAAGGUAGUGAUCCCUUGUGUGAAGAUGGCACGGACUCAAGCUGGACCGAGGGUUGAUGUGAAAGUGGCCAUCCGAAUCAUUAAGUUCCCAUUGUGUUCUCCUGGAGGAUCAGAAUGGUUGGCUCAGAACUCUCGAGCUGAAUGA